AUGAGUACACUGCUGAUACCAGCGUUUGCAAUAGCAGUCGCAGGACUUGCUGCGCUUCGUUGGAAUACAGCGAAACAGGUGCCGCAUCAAGUCGGAAGGCGCCCGAACGGAGCGCUCCGUCUACCAUUAGGGGAAACGAACAACGGCGAAGCGAACGACAGGUCUGGUUCCCCGGUCUUAUCUCGCCAGGACGCUCUUCAACAAGCGAGAGCCGAAGCAAGCGCCUAUGCAGCUCAAGAACCGGUUCAAGCGUUUGCACGAAAGGUUCGCAGUUUGCGACCGGAGGACCUUCUCGACCGCUUUGGCCCCAGUGCAUCGCUGCACUUUGGCACAGCGGGUUUACGUGAACCCAUGGGCCCUGGAUACAACCUUUUGAAUACAGUGGUUGUUGUUCGAGCGACUCGUGCGGUACUGGGGCACCUUGCCGACACCCUGGGCUGGGAAGCGCUGCGAACGCGUGGCAUCCUUAUCGGCUAUGAUGCGAGGCAGCACUCGGAAACCUUUGCGCAAGCUGCUGCCGUGGUUUGUGCAUCGCACCAGGUUGCCUUUGCUCUACUCGAUCGUGUCGUGCCGACACCACUGGUUGCCUUCGGGGUGGUUCAACAACAACGCUGUGCUGGAAUCAUGAUCACGGCGAGUCACAAUCCGAAGGAAUACAACGGUUACAAACUCUAUAUGGAAAAUGGCUUGCAGAUCAGUGCAGCCGUUGCCAAACAGAUUGAGGCUCGGAUGCGGUCCGAGGCGUCCUCGCCCCGAGAACGACAGGCCGAGCUUCUUUUCGCGACCAAGGAGCUGGCCUCGUUACCUCGUCAGUCCGUGGAGACACUCUGGCAGGCCUACGAACAGCGCAUUCGCCAUGAACUUUAUGCGCCGAUGAGGUUCGAUAGCGCUCGUCUUCAGAUCGUCCAUACUGCAUUGCAUGGUGUGGCCGACGAUUACCUCAGGCGACUUUUUGCGGCCUUUGCAUUACCGACCUAUACGCCGACGGCGGCACAACAGAGCCCCGACGGUGAUUUUCCAACGGUCCCGGUUCCGAACCCGGAAGAGGGUGCUGCAGUUCUGCGUCUGGCUAUGCAGACUGCAGAGCAACUUUUGCGAUCGAACAAGACGAAUGCUGUGGUGGUUUUAGCGAAUGACCCAGAUGCAGAUCGGUUGGCAGUGGCAGAACUAGCACCGCAAACAAAUCCUCGGUGGCACAUUUUCCACGGUGAUGAAGUUGGUAUCCUAUUUGCCUGGUGGAUGCUGCAGCAGGUCGAGAAGCUUGGUAAGCAACGUGCUUCCACGGAAAUGGUCUUCAUCAACAGCGUUGUUUCCUCUCAGAUGCUCGGAGCAUUGGCUGAACACCAGCACAAGCUGCGCUGCCGCUGGAUACAGCAUUAUCCCGGUUUCAAAUGGCUUAUGGAAGUGGCGGUAGCGCAAACGCGACCGCAACAGCAAGUGCUCCUUGUCUACGAGGAGGCGCUCGGCUAUGCGCUCGGCGGCCUGCGUUCGGGUACGUUGCCGGUAAAUGACAAGGACGGCAUCGCCGCAGCGAUCGUCGCAGCCCAGCUGGCUUACUUUUGCCACCAAAACAGGACUUACGGCUCGCUGCAGGGACUUCUCGAGAGCCUCUACCGCCAGUACGGUCUCUACCUCCAGCACUCUGGAUAUUUACGCUGUCGAGACUUUCGCACAUUGACGCCUUUGUUUGAGCGCAUUCGUCAACGCCUCGCGUCGGGCGAGCUGGUGCUCUUCACCGCCGACGAUGGAUGCGGAGGCGGCAAACCGUUACCGCCGCGACGGUACCAGAUCCAAAGCGUCUAUGACUGGACUCGCGGCUACUAUUGCGCGUAUGGCUGCGAGCCGGUGCCGCUGUCGCUACCGCCUCAACCCAAAACGCACUUUAUGACGUUCUGCAUCAGAGAGAGUGAUGAACAUAGGCUGAGCCUUCAGAGACAGCGGCGACAGCAGCCGAGGCAAACGCCUUCCGGAGACCGCUCGAGAACGCCAUCGUCUCCGUCGACACCGAUGAAGCCUGCGAGUCCUUCGCUCCCCGCAGACGCGGACCUACGAAUAACUCUGCGGAACAGCGGCACAGAACGGAAACUUAAGUUCUACUCAGAGCUCCAUGUAACUAGAUACAGUCGCUUAGAAGACCGCGAUGAACUGCGAAAGGCUCUUGAUCGCGCAGUUCGCGCGUUCAUCGAGGCGUUCCUGCAGCCAGGCCUACACGGCCUGGAGUAUGGAACAGAUCGUUAA
This is a messenger RNA of Cyanidioschyzon merolae strain 10D, 2238 nucleotides long. RefSeq names its product phosphomannomutase. Gene Ontology annotation, biological process: carbohydrate metabolic process; purine ribonucleoside salvage. Gene Ontology annotation, molecular function: phosphopentomutase activity; magnesium ion binding. Lineage: Eukaryota; Rhodophyta; Bangiophyceae; Cyanidiales; Cyanidiaceae. Bases 1 to 2238 code for a protein of 745 amino acids. The transcript has a single exon. The record is from RefSeq and is a predicted model, not a curated record.